UCCUCCUACUCUCCUGCAGUUUCAAAAUAACCCUCUCCACUGUCCUCUCCGAGCGCGUAUAACCUGGAACUUUUGAAAUAGAAUGUUGAAGUUGAAGCAUACGGCCGAAACUAUUUGAAGAAUUGAGCUGUCAAAACAGGGGCUUGUAUGUAUAUAUGGAUCAUCACAAGUGUAACUUCACAAUCUAACUUUGCUCUUUUUUCUCAAAUUCUAGCUCUCUUUUUUAUAGAAUCUCUGUAUUUUAUACCCCAAUUCCUAUAAAAUCAGUAUUCUCUUCUAAUUAGAUCAAUGUCAGACUACAUACCCAAUGAACUCAUAAUUGAAAUUCUUGUAAGACUCCCCGUACAAUCUCUACUUCGAUUCACAUCUGUCUGCAAAUCAUGGCACUCUCUCAUCACAAACCCUGGUUUCAUCACCAAACACCUCAAUCAAACCAUUACGGACAGAAAAAGAAACAGUGACAAGCUUCUCCUUAGGCUUUACACUGAUAAUGAUGAGAAAGAACACUAUCUCUUGUGCUCCGACGACGAAAAAUUCGGUGACGAUUAUUCGGAAUUCGAGUUCCCAUUCAAAAGCCUAAUUGGGUAUUUCAGAAUUGUUGGUAGCUGCAAUGGUUUGCUAUGUCUUUGCGACGAUUAUUUCGGUGAUACCCAUCAUAUUGUUUUAUGGAACCCAUCAAUUAGGAAAUCAGUGACUCUCCCUAUGCCUUGUAAGCCACAAGGCCCCUAUAUGUUUGUUCUUGGAUUUGGGGCUCACCCCAUGACUCAUGAGUACAAGGUGGUGAGGAUUGUGUAUGAGGAGCAUAUAAAUCGGUUCAAAGUUCCUCCGAAGGUUGAGCUUUACACACAAGGGAUAGGGUCGUGGAGAGAGAUUGAUUCUGCUUCUGCUCCUCCAUAUUGCAUGGUUGAAUUUAUGUGGUCACAAGCUUUUGUGAAUGGAGCUGUACAUUGGGUUGCAUAUGAUCCAAGUGCGGUGGGUGGUUUUUGCAAUUUGAUAGUGUCGUUUGAUAUGGUUUCUGAAGCAUUCUCUGAGAUGAUGCUACCUCCUGCUUUAGCUGGUCGGUGUCCAAUGCGUCUGUCCAUUAAAUUAUUUGGAGAGUCAUUGGCUGUGUUUUGUGCUGCAGAAACAGGCAGAUCUUCUUGCUGCAUAUGGGUGAUGAAAGAAUAUGGAGUUGCAGAAUCUUGGACUAAACUAUUCAGUAUUAAUCUACCAGGCGUGUUGAAUAAGACAUUGGGAUUUAGGCAGAAUGGUGAGGUUCUGCUAUCAACAACUAACAACUGGCUAAGUGCUUAUGACCCUGGAACCAAAACAAUUUCGAAUACUGGAAUAAAGGGGAGUUCACACUCAUUUAAUGUUGAUACUUUCCUGGAAACCCUAAUUUUAGUGAAAGAACAUACUAAUGUCUUAGAGGCGCAGUUGAACCAUUUGUAAUGCUCUGCUUCCAAUUUCCUAGAGAGCAAGACAUACAGUUGAAAGAGAAACAGUUAUGAAGAAGCAAGUGAAAGCAAAAAAGGAUGUGAGAAGCAAAAAUGAGAUAUCUUUAGUUACUUUAAGCACUAUUUUAGAUGUCUGAGGGUAAAUCACAACUAUUUAUGUUCUUUAUACCUCAACAUUGUGUCAAUGCACACACAAACUCAAACACACUCUCCUUUUAAUGCUUUGACAUAUUCAUAUUGCUAUGUGCCGAGUUGCUAUAUGAUUAUAUUAAUUUGGUCAUUUGUAAUCCAAUUUUUAGAAAGAGAUGUUUGUUCCUUGUUCUUCGU
Camellia sinensis is the source of this 1763-nucleotide messenger RNA. RefSeq names its product F-box protein At3g07870. Gene Ontology annotation, molecular function: protein binding. The record is from RefSeq and is a predicted model, not a curated record. Lineage: Eukaryota; Viridiplantae; Streptophyta; Magnoliopsida; Ericales; Theaceae.